CCGACGAACGGUCCCCAUCUUUGGCUUGGAAAGAUGAAGCAGAGGUUCCCGCCUCUAUGAAUGCUUGCGUGGUCUAUACCGAUAUUCAACGAUUAGCGGACUACUCGUCGAAAAUGUCUUACACUAAUAACGAAGAUAAUUCGACGGAUGACUAUCCACAAAAGCACAUUGUGCAGGGAGAAAAAGGGGGGAAAGGACUCGUCGAGCAGAGAUGUCAAACAAGCUGUCGUAGCCAAAAGCCAACCGAGGGCCUAAAUGGAGUAGUCGUUUUCAAAAUCGCACACUACAAAGAGUUAAUCUCGUAUUCUUCGACAUGGCGCCAUUUGAGGGUGUUGCGCGGUACGGCGCUCGCGUGGUUUUUGGUCUUUUAUGCGUCAUGCUCCAACAGACCGGAUCCGGAGGAAAGAAGGGCGAUGAUCCCUUCGACAAGCUAUUCAAGCUCGCCACCGGAAACGUAA
Messenger RNA from Acaulospora colombiana, 458 nucleotides. Lineage: Eukaryota; Fungi; Glomeromycota; Glomeromycetes; Diversisporales; Acaulosporaceae. The record is from the annotation of a GenBank genome assembly.